AUGGACUGUUCUUUGGGAUUCGAUAUUGAAUUGGGCCGUCACCAAUUGGUGGAAGGUUGUACGCCUGUAUCCUGGAAUCGGAAUGGCAGCGACCUUUCGAGAAAACCACGUUGUCCAACCCAUCGAAUCGUUUACGCAGAUGGCGCUUGGGCGCAGACGUCAAAACUAGGUUGUGCGAUAGCCGAGUGCUCGACCGACUAUGUGGUCAUCUGUCGCUAUUCUCCGAGGGGCAAUAAUGUUGGGGAAAGUGUUUACAAAGUUGGAGAACCUUGUUCGGCUUGUCUCGGCAGCUGCGACGCAGGCCAGGGAUUGUGCGAAGGUGAAUGA
Molecule: messenger RNA, 327 nt
Organism: Cylicocyclus nassatus
Lineage: Eukaryota; Metazoa; Nematoda; Chromadorea; Rhabditida; Strongylidae
Source: the annotation of a GenBank genome assembly